AUGGCGAUUGAAAACGGCGAAUAUGGGGCAUCAAGCGGGCCGAUUGAAGUGUUAGAUCAUAAAACUUUACGACUGAAUAAUUUCUCGUUGGACGGAUCAAAACCACCUGAUGCUUGGAUUUACCUCGGGAAGGGUAAAAUUGAUACAUCGACUGGACAAAAAGCGCUCGUUGUUGGAAGGGAUACGAAUUGGAAACACUGCGCAAUUCACGAAGAUCUGAAAAAUCGUCGUGUCGAGAUCCGAUUGAAGGGAAAUCAGACGGUCUACGAUGUGAACUACCUAUCGAUUUUCUGUUAUCAGUACAGUGUCGAUUUCGGGAAUAUUCGUUUCGUGAUUGAUCCCGUUGGAGUUGCUUGUGGAACUUCGUACAACUCGGCGAUUGCUUGCAGACAAAUCAUGACGUUAACGGAACUGCCCGUUGUUCUUGAACUUGCCUCAGAUUUUCUUGACAGACAAGCUCCAAUCUUCCGUGAUGACGUUUGCUUCUUUAUCUUUCAAUCUAGUGAAACAGCGGACACUUUGAUGGCGCUUCGCCCCGAGGAGCGUUGCUUAUUGGAGUCACUAACACUGUUGGAUCGUCAAUUUGUCGUGAAUCCCAUUGUGGAACUCACAUCAAUGCUGGACCAGAGAUUGGAGUUGCUUCCACAAAAGCCUACAGCUCGCAAAUCCUGUCAUAGAUCAGAGGUCGCUCCUUUGAAGCGUAUCACUGGUGAGGAUGGCCCGAUCCCUUCUUGUACCUGUUCGUGCAGUCGACCAAAGAAUCGCAAAGAUGCACCAAAGAAAACUUUGCGGUGUGAUGUCUACACAAUGAAGAAGUUGAAGGAAAAGAAAGCCCCGUCGGGGCUAGCCAGUCAAUCAUCCAACUCUGACUCCGAGCCCAAGAAGAAGAUGGUCACUAAGGAUGUUCGCAAGGUGCACAAGAAGGCCGCAGAAAAGGGAAAGGAAAAGAAGAUGUCAUCCUCCUCAAAGAAGAAGGAAAGCAACAACUCGAAGAGCUCCGUCAAAGAGAAAGGAAAGAAGAAAACUGUGAAACGAGCCUGUGCCAAGACUCCAGUUUCUGUCCCGGGAGCUUCAAACAAGCGGCAACGCAAGGACAACUCUCUUCAGCCUGCCAUUCAUCAUGAAGAUGUAGCCCUUAUGGAUAUGGAUGCAGAAACACUGGUACAGAUUGGUCGUGAUUACGGAAUUGAGCAAAAACUUCUCAAGGGAGAUGUUACAAAGGACCGCUAUGAUGUUGUAAUCCAGAUUCCGAACAACCUGAUUACUGCGCCUCUUUCACCCGAAAUGAAAGCAAACGCUGUUGGAAUCGAUCUUGGAACGACCUACUCGUGUGUCGGAGUCUUCAUGCACGGCAAAGUGGAAAUCAUUGCCAAUGAUCAAGGAAACCGAACAACACCUUCGUAUGUGGCCUUCACUGAGUCGGAGCGUCUGGUCGGCGAUGCCGCUAAAAAUCAAGUGGCAAUGAAACCACACAACAUUGUUUUUGAUGCGAAACGUCUCAUCGGUCGCAAGUUCGAUGACCCAGUUGUUCAAUCAGAUAUGAAGCACUGGCCCUUCAAAGUCGUCUCGGGCGAAGGCGAGGUCUCUUCGAUGGUGCUCCUCAAGAUGAAGGAAACCGCCGAAGCCUUCCUGGGACAGACGGUCACGGAUGCCAUCGUCACCGUCCCGGUUUACUUCAAUGACUCUCAACGACGGGCCACCAAGGAUGCCGGCACCAUUGCUGGAUUGAACGUGCUCCGAAUCAUCAAUGAGCCCAUUGCUGCCGCCAUCGCUUAUGGAUUGGACAAGAAGGCCGCUGGCGAGCGAAAUGUUCUCAUCUUCGAUCUUGGAGGCGGUACCUUCGAUGUGUCGAUCUUUACCAUUGAAGAUGGAAUCUUCGAAGUCAAGUCUACGGCUGGAGACACUCAUCUUGGAGGAGAGGACUUUGACAACCGAAUGGAGCUGCUCUCCGACUUCUUCUCUGGCAAGGAACUCAAGAAAUCGGUCAAUCCCGAUGAGGCUGUUGCUUAUGGGGCUGCUGUUCAGGCUGCUAUUUUGUCUAAAAUGAGACACUUGACCACCCGGCUACCCGUGCUUGUCGUCCCAAAUCCAUUCAUUGUCCCUGGUGGCUUCUUUCCAGUUUACUUCUACUGGGACUCGUAUUGGAUCAUAAAAGUACAGUGCUUUCGGAAGAGUGAUUUCGUGGAUGAUUUGAGAUUUUGCUUGGGAUUCGAGAGGGAAGCGGAAUUCGUGUAUUUCUUUGUGAAACGAUUGAAAAAG
Messenger RNA from Mesorhabditis belari, 2259 nucleotides. The record is from the annotation of a GenBank genome assembly. Lineage: Eukaryota; Metazoa; Nematoda; Chromadorea; Rhabditida; Rhabditidae.